UUCCUUCCCUUUUCAUGCCAAAGAACUAAAUUAAGUGAAAGUAGGAAAAUUAGCAAAGUGUUGGAAAACUUUUAAAUGGUUUUUGCUGAAAGUUCUGCUGUUGCGCUUGCUGUUGUUAUUGGCCAUUAACUCGCUGUGCGCGUUACAAAGAAGCUGCCGCUGUCCACAAGUCUAAUUAGAUUGUAUGCAGGCCCCCAAGUGGCAAGUGGGGAGUGAUAAGUGGCAAAAGGCAAGUAGUAACCGGCUAGUGGCAAGGACAUAGCACAGCCUCAAAGGUAAACGGACAUGUUGUAUGCAGAGUAAUCGACAACAAAGCAGAUGACAUACAAGAGAUGGCCAGCCAAACCACUAGCCACUGACCCAAUUAUGUAAAUGCUGUAAAAAUGUUUCUUUCAAAGGCAACAGCAUGCCUUUGACGUCACAUUGGGGACAUUCGACAGGUGCAAAGGUAAAGAGUGAACAAAAAAAAUAAGUAAGAAAAUUCUGAAAUUCAAUAUGAAAUGCAAAAAAAAAAAAACAGAAAACGAACGUUACGCAAUAUGACUGGAUAAUUGUGCGUGAUGCCACACUUGAAUCCCUUUUAGCACACCUGAGCCUUAUUGCCGAUACACGAGUGCAAACUGAGAUGCUGAACGGGAUUAAAAAUGAAAAUGGUACUUAGGACACCACUGCGACUGCCCACUUUCAUUCACAAAUUGGCCAAUUGCCAUUGAAAGCUCGAGUCGCGUCUCAAAUAUCCAACUAAUGUGACGACUGCGCCUGCUGCGCAUGCCUCCAAAUGCCACCUGCCACCUACCAUUUGCCACUUGCCACUUGCCACCUGCUAACUUCUAGCUGCAGGUUGCCAUCGCCUUCGUGGCCAUCCCCUCGGGCAACAGGUACACGUACUUGGGGCUAUAAAAACGGACCAACCUGUCGCAUUCGCCGUUAGUCGCACUUACAUCGCUGUGGCACGUGAUCGGCAGCUUCCACUUGAGUUCUGUCUCUAAUAAAAAUUUGUGAAUUUCACUUUUCGGUUCGCUGAGAUGUUUCUCAAUAUUCUUUACCCAACGCGGGCCCUAUUAACUCACAAAAUGUAAAAACCAGCCCGAGCUGCUUCAUCCUCGACACCAACACCAAAAAAAAGGAUAAUGGCGUUUCUAUAUCUGACUUUAAGUCGGCGCAUUUCACUGCUAUUACUGUUGAUGGCAGCCGCACCAAUGCGCCUGGGGGUCAUCGCAGUGAUGGCGGCCGAAGCUCAGGUGGAGGCGGAUGCGGAUGCGUCGAGGGCGCUGGCUGCCUGGAACUGGCCAAUGGAAAUGGCAAAAACCUCAUACCGUCAUUUGGUAGACAGCGGAAGCCCUUUGCCGAAAAUUGAAGCUGAGGAAAUGGCUCCCGAAUUUGAGAAUGAGUUGGCGCAACCAUUUAAUUUCCCACCGUUUCCGAUGCCCUUGAACCGACGCUGGCGCCUUUGGCGACAACGGUACAACAAGCAUCUGAAGGAGUUGCAGGUGCAACAGAGAUGGUUGGGCGACCUGCAAUCUCCGGCCAUUGUCUCCACAUCGAAACUAAAACGUAACCACCAAUUAUUCCCAGCAAAUGAAGAUGAUGCAAAUGCCAAUGACGAAAAGGCCACAGAGCAGCACGAAAUGAAACGCGAACCGUCCGACUACAGAGGACCACUUUAUAGGCCCUCUAUCAGUGCUGUCAUGACCAAUCUAGGUGACUUCUUCAAGCAGCUCAAGGCGAACGUGCACUUUGCCGAACAUUCACAUCAGCUCGGCGAGGGUGAAUCUCAGCUACUCGAGGGUCUGCAUCCGUAUCCCUUGGAGCCGCCAAGCGAUACAGCCGAUGAUGCCGAUUAUGAUUCUGGGCAGCCGCCAGAUCGCAACUCAAACAAAUUACUGCAGUCUGUGCGGAGCUAUCGACCCUCGCAAAAGAUUCGAUCGCUGGUGUCCCGCAAUCCGAAUGGGUAUCGGGGUUCCCAAUUCAUUGACCCCAGCUACAUGUGGCUGGGUUUGGGUAAAUGACCAUAGGCCUCCAUCAGCCAACAACCAUGAGGUCACAACGAUUAAAUGCGCUGCGUGUAACAUUCCCCCGAAGUCCAGCCCCCAAUUUUUCAACAAUUCAAUUUAUCUCUAUGUGUACAUAUGUAUUUACGUAUUUGUGUAUUUAUUGUAGUGUGUAUUAAAAAAUAUUAUUGAAAUAAAAAUAGCCCCAUAAAA
Messenger RNA from Drosophila sulfurigaster albostrigata, 2204 nucleotides. RefSeq lists its product as uncharacterized. NCBI's taxonomy places the organism in Eukaryota, Metazoa, Arthropoda, Insecta, Diptera, Drosophilidae. The coding region runs from base 1131 to 2009 and encodes 292 amino acids. The record is from RefSeq and is a predicted model, not a curated record. The transcript is spliced from 3 exons.